CAAAAGGAAUAAUUAACUAAUUAUUCUAAAACUGGUUUAACUAAUUGGGCAAAACUGUCAUUUUGAGUUUCGACCAAUGCCGGUGAUGGAAUCUUCGAGUUCGCGCGACCGACCAGUGUUAAUCUAACUGAUUUAUUUUUUGUUUCGUCAUGUAUUAGGGUUUCACCAUUGACAUUCGGUUCUGUAAUUAAGCUCAGUUUCAUUACAGAUCGAUCUUUCAAUUUAUUUCUUUUAAACAGUAAGAAACCUAACAAUGUCCAUUGUCCGAAAGUUCUAUUUUCUUGAAUAAUCAACGAUUUUAGUUUCCACGAACAGAGCUUCUCGACCCGCCGGGUUUAUCAGGGUCUUUGUAGAAUGGAAUCUAUGGAAAUUGAUAAAGAAAGUAAUGGAAAUAGAUCGAAUUCGAAGGAAAAUGUUUUCAAUUUAAAGCGGGUUGCACCCGAAAAGUCGGGUGAAGGAUUGCCUUAUGCUCCUGUUAAUUGGCCCAAACAUGGUGAUGUUUGGUCAUGGAGGGUGGGGAGGCGAAUUGCCCCCAAUGGUCAUUUCAUGGAUAGGUACUUAUAUGUUCCACCCCGGCUUUCGCGAAGUAGAAAGAGGACUGGAUUUGCAAGCAAACUUGCAGUUGAACGAUAUAUCAGAUCACUAAUCCCAGAUGCAGAUAUAGGCGCAUUUUUUGCUUCGUUCAGCUGGAGAAUACCCGCAAAGAAGUCACUAAUUAAUGGUAGUCUUGAGGAACAUGUUUUUCAACCUUUUGAAGAGAUGGUUGAAAACUCCGAAUCUGAUUCCCAUUCUGAUGGUGUGGCGUGCAUCGCUGGAAAUAAGAAAUGCAAGAGUCUCAUGGCUCAAGAAAAAAAUCCUUCGGUAGCUGCAAUGCCUUGUGAUAUUUGUUGUAGCGAACCUUGCUUUUGCCGUGAAUGUUGUUGUAUUCUGUGCUGCAAGACAACAAAUUCAAAGUAUGGAGAAUUCAAUUACAUCAAGUGCGAGUCAUUGGUCAGUGAUGGUUGUAUCUGUGGGCAUGUUGCACAUGUUGACUGCGCUCUUCGAACUUACAUGGCUGGGACAGUUGGAGGAAGCAUUGGGCUAGAUGUGGAGUAUUACUGCCGCCGUUGUGAUGCAAAGACUGAUUUGAUUCCACAUGUUACGAGGCUUUUGGAAACAUGUGAAUCUAUUGAUUCAUGUGAACAAUUGGAAAAAAUGUUAACUGUUGGCACUUGUAUUUUACGUGGAUCCCAGAAAUACAACGCAAAGACGCUGCUGAACCGAAUUGAAUCAGCCAUUUCAAAGCUUAAAUCUGGGACCAGUCUUGAAGAUAUUUGGAGAGUUGAAAAGGAUGUCUCAGCUAUUUCUACUGAACAAAGUCCUAGCACGAAGGUGGAUGUUACUGAUCAGCAAGAGCUUGUAGAUAAUAGAACAACUUUGCCUGAUUCUUUAUCAACGCCUUCUGAUAUCCGGGCUGAAAUUCUGAAACUCGAGGAGGAGAUCGACGACGUCCUCUACGAACUACGAAAGUCACAGGCAUCUGAAUAUAGAAUAGCGGAGGAACGGCUCUUUGCUCAAAAGAAGUAUCUUGUGAAUCUCUAUCAACAACUUGAAAAAGAGAAAUGGCAGUUGGCACGGCAAACAUCGGGUACCAAUACAGAUGUUCUUCUAAAAGCUGUCUUGAAAAGGGGUGAUCAAAUACAGCAGGAAGUAGCAAAACUCAAGGAUAUGGAAGAAGUGGCCAGAGGAUUCGGCAGGACUUCAAAAAGUAUCCUGAAGGAACAUUUUCGUUUGGAAGUUGAAGAAUGAAUUUGAAUCAUUCUUAGACACCCUUCAAAUGUUCGUGUUGUAUUUUAUUCUUGUUUUUUUCUUAAUAUUUGUACAAUAUCCUAAUUACACUGCGGCACGUGUUAGUUGUGACGCGCAUGUUAGUUGUGUCGUAUAAGGGAUCUGGUUGUGUAGGUAGAGAGAUCUCAUUUUAAGGAUGAUAGUUAGUUCCGUAAUUGCGCUGACUGUUCUUUUAAAAGUACCGUUAAUUGUAAUAUUUAAGGCGAGGUGUAGUAAUUUUAGCUUCUCUUCA
Molecule: messenger RNA, 2059 nt
Organism: Mercurialis annua (annual mercury)
Lineage: Eukaryota; Viridiplantae; Streptophyta; Magnoliopsida; Malpighiales; Euphorbiaceae
Product: protein OBERON 2
Exons: 5
Coding region: 355-1788 (477 amino acids)
Source: RefSeq, a predicted model, not a curated record